UGCAGAAAAGAAAGGCAAUCCUCAAAGGGUGCAAGGACCACUUUGAGACGUAGAAGCGUUGUUGUUCUUCUCAGUAUUUGUUUGUGUUCCCGUGGGUAAAAAGUAACUACUACUACUACAUGGUCAAACUCAAGACAACCGGCAGGCUCGACGCAUCGGUCCGAUCUAGAUGAAGAGCUAGACGAAGUUUACUGCCCGGGCGAAGAGGCGCAGGGGAUCAUUCAAACCAGCCCCGUCGCUUCCAUCGGAAUGGAAUACUAAAUUAAAAACUUUUCGAAAGUGGGUGAAGAACUUUUCCCCUUGAAUUUUUUGCGCACUCUUUUUUCCCGCUAUGAAGGUAUGGAUGAAGAAUUGUUCUCCGCGAAAUCCGUGUUGAGCUUUCACCGGACAACGCCGAAGACUUCUACCCGGGACAGCCCAUGCCCGCUUGUUCAAGAGCCACGCAUACUUUCACACGUUUCUGGAUCGGAAUUAAACAUCUAACGCUGGGAAGCCGUCACUGGACGUGGUGUAGAACGAGCACCGCUGCACGCAUGACAGUGGUUUGAGUUGUACCGUUAUUUCGUCGCCAUAACAAUGGCAAAUUCUGAUUCGUUCGCACUAAGUAUCCACAGAUCCAUUUUGCCCAUUGGAUGUAUGUUUCUGGUGCUCGGCUAUCUCUCAGUGGCUUCGCCUACGCACGGUCGGCGGUUGAUAUGCUGGCAGGCGAUCAUGAACUGCCAAACCGAACCUGAGUGCCAUUACGCGUACGGCCAGUACAUACACGCAUGUGGCCCCGUGCUGAACGGCCAGAAGAAGAAGUGUCCCAGCCACUGCAUCGCCUCUCUGGUCCAGCUCAACCUCACCAAGAACGGCCCCGCGCUGGAGGAGUGCAGUUGUGCCGAGGAUCCUAUUUGUAUGAACACGAAAAGGUCGAUCGAGCCCUGCCUGCCGAGGACUAGCAACACGGGCUGCACGGAGGCCCGGUGGCAGUGCGAGAGGGACACGCAGUGCAGCUAUGAAAUGCACGAGUAUUUGAUCCACUGUGGGAAGCUUUUCAGCGGGGCAACUUGCACAAACGCGUGCAGAAAUGUCAUCGCCAACUUGCGCAAAAUACCCAAAGCGCUGCAGUUAGACACUUGUGUGUGCGACGGUACAGAGAGGGCCAUCUGUGAGUUUGUGAAAAGUAGCAUGCAGACCCUGUGUUUCGACGCACCCAUGCAGGUAGACGACGGUAGCGGAUCAGAUAACUAUGAUACAGAUGACGAGGAUUUCACUCAGGAACCCGAGUACGUGAAACGAGUCCCCAAACCCAAGUCUGCAGCCCACUGUGUAGUGGCCCACGGUGUUGUGACCCUGCUGGCAUCCAUUUUGGCUCUUUCGCCUCUCCUUUAAUCCCCGAGUUCAUAAUCGGACCCGACUAUUGUCCGGAUGAAAGGCAAUGUAAACUUUAGUCACUCAUUGACCUGGGACUAUUGUGUUGGGCCCGGUACCUUCACAGACCGGUGCGGCUGGGGCCACCAGGUCAAGACUUUAAUAUGGCCAUGGAUAUCAUGUCAUCAGAUGUUCUGUGUAAAUGAUUCACAGAAAAACAAACUGUAUUCCUCCCAUCUGCCUUUGCUACAGGUUGUCUAUGGAACAAAGUCCUACUCCAUUAGGACUGUGUUGUGUUUUUUGCUUAUUUGAUAAGCAGAUCUGUGUUGCAUCAAAGCCUUGUGAUAUUAUAACAAUAGGACACAGUCAGCCUUUUCAACAACGAGACAUCUAAUCGUAUAGGCUAUGCACUGCCAAUCUUUUUUUUAUAACGGCAUAUAUAGAUAUAUGUAUAUAUAAAUAUAUAUAUGCAUACAAAAAAUAUGUUUUAUAUGACAGCCUAUUGCCAAUGGGGUAAAUCAGGGGGUCUGGUUUUCAAGUAUUUAAUGCUGGACUCCACAGGAGCGCCUAUGGACGUGUAAAUAAAUGAGGUGGCGGAACCGUAAUUUAUUACAGGUCACCGACUUACAUCCAAAUUUCCAACAUGUAAAUGACAGAAAUUACAAUUCUAUAGCUUUAAAGGGAAGUUAUUGUUUAUUUUUCUUCAAGUAUUGUAAAUUGUGUAUAUGUAUAUAGCUUAUAGAUUUUUUUUUUCUGCCAGAGAAUACUUUACGUUUUAGGCUAUGAGAUGAUUUAUUCGCUGUAAAGCCUAUAUAAACAAGAAUUGUCUAAAUCCACUGUAUGAUUGCCUCAAUGCUACACUUUUACAGAAGGCAUAAAAGAGACUUGAAAUUAC
Molecule: messenger RNA, 2248 nt
Organism: Gadus morhua (Atlantic cod)
Lineage: Eukaryota; Metazoa; Chordata; Actinopteri; Gadiformes; Gadidae
Gene: gas1a
Product: growth arrest-specific 1a
Exons: 1
Coding region: 577-1374 (265 amino acids)
Biological process (GO): regulation of cell cycle
Source: RefSeq, a predicted model, not a curated record